AUGCAGCCUCUGCGCUGCACCUGCAAGCAUGCUCAGCCAUGGAAGAUCCAGGGAAUCCAGGGGCCCCAUCCCAUUGUUGGCGGUCCGCCUGCCUUGCGUAUCUUGUGUGCCGAGAGCGAACAAAACCAGAGAGUGAGAUCUCUGGAACGAACUUCAAUGUGUUUUGGCUUCGCCUGCUUCAAACGUUCCAGACGGCGGGGACGUGCCUUGGUAGCGAAGGCCGUGAGCUCCGAACUGCCUGGCACGGACCUCCUGUCCACCGCGCCACCCUUGGAGAAUGGAGGGGCGAAAUUGGCGAGGGUGCGCCGCCUGCUUCUUGCGGACCCGCGCAACGAAGCGCUGGACCUGUCAGACUGCAGGGAGCCACCCUUUUCUGACGAUGACUUGCGUGAGGCGUGGCACGAGCUACAGGUCGGUCACGUGGACGAAGCCCGGGAGCUCUUUGUGAGGGCUGUAUUGUCGGACCCCGCCGAUGCAGAAGCUUUAUUUUGCAUGGGCUUGCUAUACGAAUCUCUGCAUGACUUGAUGCGCACGGUGCAGUGGAUGGACAUGGCUAUCGAAGCCUUCCCUGACCACAUCUUCGCUUGGGAAACGCGCUCGCGCUGCAUGGAGCACCUGGGUCACCUGGCUGAGGCCCUGGCAGGCUACGAGCAUUUGGAAGUGUUGGAUCCCAGUGCCACCGGGCGACGGGAGGGUCUGCUCGGACAUCAGCGUGUCUACAUCCUGCCCGUGGGAGCAUGGGAGACCUGGGAGCAUGGGGCAGCCGAGUACAUCCGGAGAGCUGCAAAAGAGGAGCCUCGACGAUGGCAGGAGAACUUUGUGAGGCCACAACCCGAGACGGAGCUGCUGCAGCCCGCGCUGGAAUCUGGGAUCGUGGCUUGGGACGACGUGUUAAGUGACGGCCUGGUACAGAAGCUGCAGGAGUGUGUGGAGGAUCACUUCCAGUUCAUCUUUACGAACCGUUGGGUCUACGCAGCCGACGACGACUUUCCGGGUGCAGCUUCGACCAUGUGGCUUCCGGGCUCCGAAGGCGCCAAGACUGUGCCAGAAGUUGCUGCUCUCACCAUCCUCCGGCACAUCUUGCAGCAGGAGCCAGGUGAAUUUGCAGGGGUGGAAUAUUGGGCGAGGGUGCGGUCUGUGAACCUCGGUGCUGGUUUUCAUUACGACGAGGCCGUGGAUGCAGAUGCGAACUCAGAGUGGGUCCACGGCAACCCUUGGCGGCCUCAAUGGUCGAGCGUCUUCUACCUCACAGAUGAGGGAGGCCCCACUGUGGUGUUGGACCAGCUCCAUGACCAUCAAGGCCGGCUAACGCCGGCCCUGCCUCGGAAGGCCUAUCUCAGUAUGCCUCGUACAAACCGCCUGGUCAUCUUCCGUGCAGACCUGCACCACGGCAGCCUCCCGGUAGACAUCUGGUUAGACACCAAGCAGACGCGCAGGGUUUUUGUCUUCAACUUCUGGCGUCGCCACGCCCCAGAACCGCCCCAUUGCCAGCGCUUGGAUUUCAGGAAGCACCCGGCCAUGCAGCGGCACAUCCUCACAGCGGAGGAGGCGGCUGCACUGCAGGCCAUCGAAGCCAGCCGGCUACAAGAACAGGGACCAACCCCGGUGGAGCAAAAGGUGUUGUCUCGACCUGAGGAGCUGCCACACAGCUCGGACUUUGGAUAUCUCUCGGUACCUCUUCCGAUGCCCACUAUGGCAACACUCAAGGAGGGAAGCUUGUUCUACAAAGUGGACUGGCUAGCGGCUGCGCAGGAAGAUGUCAGUUGA
This is a messenger RNA of Symbiodinium natans, 1767 nucleotides long. Lineage: Eukaryota; Dinophyceae; Suessiales; Symbiodiniaceae. The record is from the annotation of a GenBank genome assembly.